GGCACUCACAAAAAAUGUAUGACAGGCAAAAGUAAAAUAAAUAUAGUCACAAAUAUCAGAAUUUUCAAUCGAAUCAAGUUGAGAAUAUUUCGAAAAAUGACGAACAAAAAUAAGAAAAGCAGCGCCGGCAUUGGGGGCAUUGGGUGCCCUGCGGCCCCCUCGAAACAGGCCAGCCAGCAGUCCAAGGACUCCCAGGACUAUAGUUCUUUCAAAACAGUGCUCUUCUACUGCAUGCUGACCGUGUGCCUGCCUGUGGUCACAUUCUUUCUGUUGAGGGUCGUCGUUCUGGAUGGCUUCUUCGAGAUGAGCAAGCUGAAGGUUGACAUUUUCUCGUCGGUCGGCGCCGUGGUGUCCCUACACAUGGCACUGGGACUGUACAUCUACCGUGCCACCUGUGAGGUCCCCGGCUUGAAGGCAUCGAAGUUGGACUAAGCUUCACCAAGGACUGCUUACCAUUUCCAUACCAUAUCUUUUGUCUAGUGUUUGGCGUCUAUAAUUGUGCAUUAAACAACAUCGAGUAUCUUCGAGAAAAUAUAUUAAAUAUAUUAAAUUAA
Molecule: messenger RNA, 554 nt
Organism: Drosophila pseudoobscura
Lineage: Eukaryota; Metazoa; Arthropoda; Insecta; Diptera; Drosophilidae
Product: vacuolar ATPase assembly integral membrane protein VMA21 homolog
Exons: 1
Coding region: 19-432 (137 amino acids)
Biological process (GO): vacuolar proton-transporting V-type ATPase complex assembly
Cellular component (GO): endoplasmic reticulum membrane
Source: RefSeq, a predicted model, not a curated record